This is a messenger RNA of Aureobasidium vineae, 716 nucleotides long. Lineage: Eukaryota; Fungi; Ascomycota; Dothideomycetes; Dothideales; Saccotheciaceae. The record is from the annotation of a GenBank genome assembly.
GCAUUGGCCUUGCUAUUGCACACUAUCUGCUUAAACAAUCAUGUCGCGUCGUGACGGUCGCCAGAAGCCGCGAGCCCAUGGAAAAGCUGAGCAAGCAAUUCCCUGGACAAGUCGAGAUCCUCGCUGGUGAUCUGUCGGAUCUUUCGCUCGGACAGAAAGCAGCAGACCUGGCCAAGUCCAAGUGGCAGCGCCUGGACAGCAUCAUUGUCAACCACGGCAUUCUCGAUCCUGUCAAGAGAGUCGCCAACGUCGAAGCAGAGGAAUGGAGACAGUUGUUCGACGUCAACGUCUUCUCAGCAAUCGCUCUGGUCAAAGCAUGUUUGCCAGCACUCCGUGAAUCCAAGGGUAGUAUCAUCCUUUGCUCUUCUGGUGCAGCCACCGGUGCCUACUCCACGUGGGGAGCGUAUGGUGCAUCCAAGGCUGUGUUGAACCACCUCGCCAUGACCCUUGCAGUUGAGGAACCCGAUGUGACAACUAUAUCCCUCAGACCGGGCGUGGUCAAUACGCAAAUGCAGGUAUCUAUCCGCGAAACGCACAACACCAGCAUGGAUGCAAAGGACGCAGCCAAGUUCAAGGAGCUGAAGGAGACUGGAGGUUUGCUCGAGCCUGAGCAGCCUGGUCAUGUCAUGGCCAAGCUGGCACUAGACGCGCCCAAGGAGUUGAACGGCAAGUUUUUGAGUUGGAACGACGAAGCGCUCGCGGCUUUCCAGGAGUAG